CCUCUCUGUAGCCUGAAGCUAAUGUUACAUUCUGACAUGGCUAAUUCAUGUCAGAAUGUAGCAACAACUUUUUGCCCAGUCUGUUACCUACUACACGUGUGACAAACGGUUAUCACUUUUCUGAUAGAUAUCAGAACUUUUAGGUGAUUUCUCCUCGACGAAGGCUAAAAAUAACCAACUUUCUAAAUUAGACUGUGGCUGAGCAGGCAUAGCUAAUGUUAGCUAAGGCUAGCAGCUGCUGGGUUCUGUAAAAGGAGCUUCCAGUUCGGGUAGAGAUAUGGCAGAGGCAGUUGCAAAUGUGGCCCGCAGGAUUAAUGCAACCGUAGAAGAUGGGAAAGAUAGUUUGGAUUUGUCAAACUGCAAGCUAAUUUCUUUCCCAGAUGGUGUGUUCAAGGUUCUGAGGAGUGUCUCAGAAAACAUCCACGUUGUCACAUUGGCUGACAAUGAGAUGAAGUCCAUUUCUAGUAAAUUCUUUUCAACCUUCACCCAGCUAAGAGAGCUGGACCUGCGAGGCAAUGUUCUCACCAAACUGCCGGACAUUGUGGGAGAAAUGGAGCAUUUGAUUAGCAUCAGUCUGGCUAAUAACAGCUUCACCGUCUUCCCAGACAAGCUCACUGAGAUAGCCACACUGGAGAGGAUUGACCUGGAGGGAAAUACCAUCACUGAAAUUCCAGUGGAGAAGCUGUCUGCCAUGCCAGCACUGAAGUGGCUUAACGUGAAGUCUAACCCCUUGGACUCAAACACUCAGUCUGCUCUGCAGUCUCCCCACCAGUUUGAAGUUCUGUCCACGACAGAGUCCUAAAUAGUGCUAUAUCUGAUGUGUUCACCACUCAAUGACUGCAUGCAGUGUGCCUUUGACUCCUUCAGUUUGAUGCUUGGAAACACAAUACUUGAAUAUAACCUUGAUGCUGUAUAUGAAAAAUGAAUUACAGGUGUGUAAGAAUGGCA
Messenger RNA from Solea senegalensis (Senegalese sole), 948 nucleotides. RefSeq names its product leucine rich repeat containing 20 (gene lrrc20). The record is from RefSeq and is a predicted model, not a curated record. The transcript has 5 exons. Lineage: Eukaryota; Metazoa; Chordata; Actinopteri; Pleuronectiformes; Soleidae. Gene Ontology annotation, molecular function: protein binding. The coding region runs from base 278 to 802 and encodes 174 amino acids.